Molecule: messenger RNA, 1225 nt
Organism: Schistocerca americana (American grasshopper)
Lineage: Eukaryota; Metazoa; Arthropoda; Insecta; Orthoptera; Acrididae
Product: somatostatin receptor type 4-like
Exons: 8
Coding region: 127-1137 (336 amino acids)
Biological process (GO): G protein-coupled receptor signaling pathway
Cellular component (GO): membrane
Molecular function (GO): neuropeptide Y receptor activity; peptide binding
Source: RefSeq, a predicted model, not a curated record
UCGUCGAAACGUCGCUGUUUGAAGACACCGCCACCCGGCUGGAAGCCCGAGAACUCUUCGCCAUCUGAAGACGGAUCUGUAAUAAAUUCGAAACCGGUGGCGAAGCUGUUCUCGUACACGUGGACUAUGGGUGCCUUCCUGUGCAAGAUGGUGCACUACAUGCAGAGCGUCUCCUUCGUCUGCUCCGUGCUCACACUCACUGCUAUGAGCAUCGAGAGGUAUUAUGCUAUCGUGCACCCGAUGCGAGCCAAGUACAUCUGCACAAUCAGCCAGGCGCGCAAGAUCAUCCUGGGCAUCUGGUGCGCAUCCUUCCUGCUCGCUUUGCCCGCCAUCUUCGUACAGAUCCACCUGCCGGUGGGCCUGAAGGUGCAGGCGUUCUGGUGCGUGCGCGACUGGGAGCACGAGGCGCUGUGGCGGCUGCACGAGCUGUACAUGCUGGUGCUCAUCCUGGUGGUGCCCACGUGCAUCAUGGCGGCCGCCUACACCUCCAUCUGCUGGGAGGUGUGGCACGUCAUGCAGCGCCGCUGCGACAUGACCGCCGGCCACAGCCGACACAUGGGUUCGUGCCGGCGGGUGGAGAGCAUGCCGCUUCGGCCCAGCGCAGCCGCCGGAUGCGGUUCGUGUGUCGUCAGCGGCGGCGGGGGCGGAGGCGGCGGUGGAUGCGUCGCCAGCGGGGGCGGCGCCGCCCUCAACGGUGCUGGCCAGCACCGGGAGUCGCUGCGCAAGAUCAGCCAGGUGAAGGCCGAGCAGGAGGCCGGCACCGUCAAGCAGGUGAUCAAGAUGCUGGUGGCGGUGGUGGUGUUGUUCGUGCUGUGCUGGGGCCCGCUGCUGGUGGACAAUGUGCUGACCGCCUUUCGCCAGCUGCCGUCCUACCGCACCGACAGCCUCAAGCACAUGGCCACCGCCUUCCACCUAAUGGCCUACUUCAACAGCUGCAUCAACCCGAUCGUGUACGGCUUCAUGUCGAAGAACUUCCGGGAGAGCUUCUACAAGGCGCUGUGCCGCUGUUGCUACCGCGGCAGCGCCGGCCUGCGAUUGCGGCCAUCCUCGCUGUCCCACACUCGCAGCACCUCAGUCCGCUACACCACGGACCCCAGCUGCGGGCGGCGCAUCUCGGUGACGACAAGCGCCUUCUGAUGGCUGGCGGGCUGGUGCUGCGGGCGGCGAGCGCCGGCGGCCGGCAGCACCGCCCGCUGCGGGGGCAGAGCCAGGGACAGGGCCGGCG